ACACACACUCUCUCUCUCUCUCUGGGUAGGGGAGGUGUCUGCAGGGACAGAUUGAGCCUCAGAGCCGAGCACACGGGGAACAGGAUGGAGGUUCUGAAGGUUCUGCUGGUUCUGGUUCCUCUGCUGCAGCUCUCAGAGUGUGUGCGGUGUUUCGCUCGGUUCGACCUGGCUCUGGGUCGCUGUGAUGAAGAGCUCGGUGAGGUUGACGAAGACGACUGCUGUCUGAACCCUCACAACGGUUUCCAAGCAACGGGAGGAGUGUGUCAGUCCUGUGGCCCCCCUGUGUUGAGCCCCUGGUCUCCUUGGUCUGAGUGCUCGGCGCUCUGCGGUGACGGCGUGACGCAGAGGAGAAGGAAGUGCUUCGGGAUCGGAGAGUGUGAGGACGCUAAGGACAACCUGCAGACAAUGCCCUGCAACAACACCUGCUGCAACGAGGAGGGCUGGGCUCCCUGGCUCCCCUGGUCCUCCUGCUCUGUUACCUGUGCAGGUGGAGGUGUGAAGAAGAGAGAGAGAGAGUGCUCUGCUCCUCCUCAGUGUCUCUUGUCCUGCAGCGGAGCGUCACAGGAGACGGAGGCGUGUCCAGCACUCAGCACCUGUCCAGUUCACGGUGGGUGGGCCCUCUGGUCCGACUGGUCUCUCUGUUCUGGUUCCUGCAUUGACGUUGCCGUGCCGACCAGACGGCGUCAUCGAUCCUGCUCUAGUCCCGCCCCCUCCAACGACACCGCCCCCCAGGGCACCGCCUGCCCCGGAGACCCCCUGCAGAGCGAGAGCUGCAGCCAACUGCCCAACUGCCCAGUGGACGGCGGCUGGGGGGCGUGGUCUCAGCCCGGGCCGUGCUCCGUCUCCUGUGGGGAGGGGCUCCAGCUGUCAAUCAGGAUGUGUAAUAGCCCCGCCCCCAAAUAUGGAGGACGAUUCUGCGACGGACCGACCACCAAGAGCAUCGUCUGUCAGAGUCCCUGUCCGG
Messenger RNA from Trematomus bernacchii (emerald rockcod), 964 nucleotides. RefSeq names its product properdin-like. NCBI's taxonomy places the organism in Eukaryota, Metazoa, Chordata, Actinopteri, Perciformes, Nototheniidae. The record is from RefSeq and is a predicted model, not a curated record.